This is a messenger RNA of Aspergillus uvarum CBS 121591, 750 nucleotides long. RefSeq names its product Mic19 family protein. The transcript has 3 exons. NCBI's taxonomy places the organism in Eukaryota, Fungi, Ascomycota, Eurotiomycetes, Eurotiales, Aspergillaceae. The record is from RefSeq and is a predicted model, not a curated record. Bases 112 to 750 code for a protein of 212 amino acids.
CUCAUUACCCUGCCUUCCUCCUGAACGUACCAUCGGUCUUCGUGUGGCUGACGGACUCAACCCAAUCUUUUUGACGAAUCCUCCCCAACACAUUCCUCAAUUCAUCACAUUAUGGGCGCCGGCAGCUCCAAGCCCGAGGCCUCGGCCGGCUCGACACACGUUUUCACGAGCAACUCCCCCGUCCAAUUCUCCUCCAACCUAGUUGAGUCCCUCCAGAACAACACCGAGACCGACUCCUCCCGCGCCAAAGCCCUCGAACUCCAGAUCCAAGCGCGCGUCUCGGAAGAACUCGAACGCCUCCGCGCCCGCGAACAGCAGACCCUCGCGGAGAUCGAGAAGCGCCUCGCCGAAGUCAAAGACACCGCCACCUCUCCCUCCACAUCCUCCUCCACAGCCACCCCGAACCUCGCCUACCCUCCGGGCUCCCUGAACCUGGAUGCGCCCCGCAUCCCCUUCGCCGGCCGCGAGGCCACCCCCGCCGCCGCCGCCGCCCCGGAGGCCCAGAAGCCCAUCAACCUGGACGUGUCACGGGAUUCGGUGAACUCGGAGAUCGAGGAGCUGCGCGCCCGGCUCGAGGGCCGGCGGCGGUUGGCGCAGCUGGACGGGGAGGUGGAGAAGGCCCGGGCGGAGGUGGUGGGCUGUCUGCGGUUGAACGACCGGCGGCCGCUGAACUGCUGGAAGGAGGUCGAGAGCUUCAAGCGCGAGGUCGCGAAGAUGGAGGAGGCGUUUGUGGAUCGGAUUGUUGGUUAG